CAGUACUCUACCAUUCUUCGUUUUGUAGGGGUAUCGGUAUCGGUAUACAAAAAUUAAAAUGGCAACUAGUUAUAAUAGAUUAUCAUUCUCGAAUGAUGAAGAAUUUAAAUUAAUUGAAUUUAUUAAAAAUCAUCCCGCUCUUUGGGAUGCCAGUCACACGGAAUAUGGAAAUGCAGAAUUACGUAAACUAUAUUGGGUUAAAUUGUCAAAAGAAUUAAAUAAAUCAGUAUUUGAAUGUCGAAGGAAAUGGCGUUUCGUUCGAGAUUAUUACAUUCAUAAGCGUCGCAGACAACCGGAGAGCACUCCACAACGUGAUGGCAAAUACUAUAGUUUACAAUUUCUCAAUAAGAUUAAAGUAUCUUCGAAGAAGAAUGCUUCUGAAAUGUGUCAAAAAAGUAAUGUCAAAAGUAGAAAAAACAUCGCAAAAGCUCAAGAAAGCAUUGAAGUCGAUUACAUUGGUUCUGACGAAGAAAUCGAUUAUAAUUUUUUGGAUGAUCCGACAAUUGAAAGAAUAACGGUUGAGCGAAUGGGAAAUAGUGUCAAAAAUAACGACGAAGAUGUUUCGUUACAACAUCAGGAUCCAGAACCAGAUGCAAAUAAUGAACAUGAUGAUAGAUCAGAUGAUUUUUUAUUCAAAGAAGAUUACAUAGACGAAGAAAAUACAAACGAAGUUGAGAAAUUACAAAAUAAUAUUCACGAAAUUGAGGCAGAAGCAGUAAUAGAAGAAGAAGAAGACGAAGAACAUUUUGAUGCGAAAAAUUUAAAUAUGACAUUUGAACAAGGAACCGAUGGAAGUACUCAAACAGAUAGUAAAUCCGUAGCUUUGUUGCAUGAUAAGGCAAUCGAUCUUUUCUUCGAAAGUAUGGCAGCAGCUGUCAAAACAUUUCCACCACAAUAUGUCGCCGAAGCUAAGUGCAAAGUUUUUAUGGCUUUUAAUGAAGUUGAAUCGAAAGUUUAUAGAAAUACAAACAAAAAUUAAAUUUAAUACUUAAA
This is a messenger RNA of Eupeodes corollae, 993 nucleotides long. RefSeq lists its product as uncharacterized. Gene Ontology annotation, biological process: regulation of transcription by RNA polymerase II. Bases 59 to 979 code for a protein of 306 amino acids. The transcript is spliced from 2 exons. The record is from RefSeq and is a predicted model, not a curated record. Lineage: Eukaryota; Metazoa; Arthropoda; Insecta; Diptera; Syrphidae. Gene Ontology annotation, cellular component: nucleus; transcription regulator complex.